AAAAAAGUGGUGUCAAGAGGGAGGGGGCAGUUCUUUGUGGGAACAAAAGUGGAUGCGGUGGAAGGAGUUCUCUUCAGAGAGGAUUCGCCAGCAAGUGCUUGCGAGACGUUCGAGGGGGACGAAAGAGGGAGCCGAACACGUGAAAGAACUUCUAGAGAAUCAAGAUGCAGAACUUAACACUCCUCCUGCUGGCCUUGUCGAUGGACUUCCUAUUAGCCGCCUCUGUGAAUCUGUUAACAUCUCGACCUCCUGUCACGAAAACCCGUAUUCGCUACAUCGGUGUCGAUGAUGAAGACUACGGGGAUGAAGAAACCUCCAAGCUCACAUCGAAAGCCCCUGAAAAGCCUGGGGCCACAACCACACAGUUUACCCCUCAAGAGUGUGAAUAUGACCCCUGUGUGGUCCCCAAAGUUCCCUGUUCGGUGAUUGCUGCCCAUACUAAGUGCUACUGUCCUGGAAUUACUGGUCCAGAUGAAUGGCCUUCAGCGCCAGAUAUCAAAGAGCUGAAACAGGGUGAAUCUGGAAUGGUGGAGGUCCAUUGGUGCGCGCCACAAUCCACAGUCACCUUCUACAAAGUAAUCACAAAUGACGGCAACGAGCCGCAAAUAUUCAGCAACUCUUCCCGCACUGGGCUGCUACAGGGAGUGAAGGUUGGAUCACGAGUAUGUGUGGUGGCGGGGAAUAAUGUCGGAUUGAGCACUAGUUCAGAAACAUCAUGCACUUUCUUCCAGCCUCAUAAGUCCAAUCGGGAACUUGAGAUGUCAUGGGUCAUCGCCGGGGUCAUCGGCCUUUUGCUGGCCUUGGUGCUGGCUGCGGUGUUGCUGUGGAGAUGGAGGAGGGGUAGGAAGAAUGGAAGCGUGGAUGGUGAAGGACUAAGAAAUCCAUCCUACACUACAAAUGAAACCCUGUGAUUGGACAUUUAAAGUACUUGUUUAUAGGUGUAAGCGGCCAGAUGAUCCGAGUAACUCUGACGAAGGCUCUUAGACGCAUUAACCUAAACAUAUCUCGCAAACCACGCAUCACGGGGACAAUGCAGAAAAAUAAAAAAACACUACAAGAACCAAAAAACAAGACGGACGUCAUACACUAUGGACAAAUGAUUGGAAUUGGACAGAUUGGUCAAAUUUGAAGCCCUGUCGAAGGAAAGUUGGAAUGCACGCAUUGGAUAUUAAAGAUGCAAAUCCUCAAAUAAGGAUAUUUUUGUUUAACCAACUAUGUCAUAGACUUUUAAGCCAUUACUGACUAUAGUUUGGUAAAACAACAAUAUCCUUGUAGGAGCACUACUGUCUUGUAAUUACUGGUCCAGACAAGUGGCCUGCAGCAUUGUUUCACCAAACUAUGUCCUUGACUUUCAAGUCUAUAGUUGGGAUAACAUUGAAAAUAUAGGGGGGUCCAGGUGUUAAUCUUAUCCUGAUUCCACUUUCAACUGGUUUUCAAUGAACUAAUGAGUGUGCCUUUUAUUGGGUUACAAUGAAAAUCUGCAGAGACAUUUUGCUCCUGUAGCUCAAUGCUGUUAAUGCUCGAUGGGUCAGGACUGCUUUAGCAGCAAAAGGGGGACCAACACAAUAUUAGCCGGGUGGUCACAAUACUCUCUGAACAGCUGUUCUCUUGAACAGCGAGUUUACAAAAUAGAUUUUUGAUUUGUCCACCCCUGCAUGAACCUAUUAUGCAUUAUUUACCACUAUAAUUCUAAGUUAACGUAAACAGCAGCAGUAGGAAGUCUGUGGAGGUUAUGUACAAAUGACUAAGUCUAUAAAAGUGCCCUUUUUUUUAUCACAAUUCAGACUCCACUGAGUCCAUUAGGAAAUGAUGCACUGCGAUCUAACCUUGAAGAGAGGGCAAUAUGCCUUGCGGAGUCCAGUUAAGGACAUGAAGGAGAAAUCAACAUGGACUAAUAAACAGAAUAUAAGAGUGGCGGAAAAGAGCCUAGACCCGAAAUAACCUGAUGUACCAUCUCCGAGUUAGCAACAGAACACUUAGCGACCCUGCUGAGAGCUAGUCAACAUGUUACAGAAGUUGAAAGGCAUUUUAAAUUAUAGUCUUUUUUUUUUUUUUUUUUAUGACAUUAAUUCCACUAAUGGUGCUGGAACAUCAAGGAAGCCUGGAGCUUCUGUGAGCCUUUGUAGAGAAAGAUGUAUUACAAAUUUUGUAAAUGCUCGCUUUUCCUCCUGCUAAUUCCUAUUUUUGUAAUAAUAAAACCAUUUCUAUAGAAAAA
Messenger RNA from Silurus meridionalis, 2215 nucleotides. RefSeq names its product leucine-rich repeat neuronal protein 4. The transcript is spliced from 2 exons. The record is from RefSeq and is a predicted model, not a curated record. Bases 165 to 911 code for a protein of 248 amino acids. Gene Ontology annotation, molecular function: protein binding. Lineage: Eukaryota; Metazoa; Chordata; Actinopteri; Siluriformes; Siluridae.